Molecule: messenger RNA, 2025 nt
Organism: Cokeromyces recurvatus
Lineage: Eukaryota; Fungi; Mucoromycota; Mucoromycetes; Mucorales; Mucoraceae
Product: P-loop containing nucleoside triphosphate hydrolase protein
Exons: 2
Coding region: 266-1918 (550 amino acids)
Cellular component (GO): nucleus
Molecular function (GO): ATP binding; RNA binding; RNA helicase activity
Source: RefSeq, a predicted model, not a curated record
AACUUGGAAAAAAUCAGAAAAUAGUGUACCCCAAGAUACAGAUUGGGGCCAGAAUAAAUUGGAUAAUUCCUCUAUUCAGAGUGAAUGGAAUACACCAGCUACGCAGCAUAUCACAGAGAAUGUAGAUUCGAAUAAUACUACUGCAAAGCUGUCUGGAUCAUCAUCAGAUUGGAAUAAACAAGUUUCUACUACUUCUGUGCCUAUAGUAAAUGACUGGAAUCCUUCUUCAGAAUUAUACCACCAAAAGAAAGAUACUACUACUUGCAUGCAAACAUCUACAAACAUGGCUAUUGAUACAUGGAGCACUCAAAAAAAUAAGAAUCAAGCAAAACAAGAGACAACAGACGGCUGGAGUGAUGUUCCUAAAUCAAGCUCAUCAACAGAAUGGGGGUCCAUGACUAUGGAUAAUUUAGGGUGGAAUGAUUCCGGUAAGAAUAAGACCAUCAAAGAGCCUGGUCGCGGUACUUGGGAAAAUGGUAUUCAUAAACUUGCAGAAGAGGAUGAAGAAUUAAGAAUCAAAUUGUUUGGUACGGAUAAUGAUGAUGAACAUGUUCAUACUGGUAUCAAUUUUAAUAAAUAUGACACUAUUCCUGUUGAAAUCAAAGGCAAUGAUGUUCCUGAAGGAAUUAACGAGUUUUCUACCUCGGACCUUGAUCAUCAUUUACUGAAUAAUAUUACUUUAGCAAGAUAUAUCAUUCCUACACCUAUUCAAAAAUAUUCAAUUCCUAUUGUCAACCAGGGUUAUGAUUUAAUGGCCUGUGCUCAAACUGGUUCUGGAAAAACGGCUGGUUUUCUAUUUCCUAUUUUAUCUGCCAUGUUUAAAAAUGGUCCACUUCAAAACCCAAAAGAACCUCCUAUUAAACGAGGCUUUCAUUUUUAUUCAAAGGCUUAUCCUCAGGCACUCAUUUUAUCCCCUACAAGAGAAUUAGCCCUUCAAAUUUAUAAGGAAGCUAAAAAAUUCUGUUAUCGUUCUUAUGUACGUCCUUGCGUUGCUUAUGGUGGUGCUGAUAUUCAACAACAGUUGCGUCUUAUGGAUCGUGGAUGUCAUCUUUUGGUCGCAACGCCGGGUCGUCUUGUAGAUAUACUUGAACGUCGUCGAUUAUCAUUCCAAAAUAUCCAAUAUCUUGUAUUAGAUGAAGCGGAUCGUAUGUUGGAUAUGGGAUUUGAACCUCAAGUGAGACGUAUUGUAGAAAAUGAAGAUAUGCCUUCUUCAUCAAAGAGACAAACACUUUUAUUUUCAGCUACCUUCCCUGACAGUAUUCAGAAACUGGCCUGUGAUUUCCUUAAGGAACAACAUAUCUUUAUCUCUGUCGGUCGUGUAGGUGCUACUUCAGAAAACAUCACACAAGAAAUUGAACUUGUUCGUGAGGAAGAAAAACGAGCACGACUUUUAGAAGUUUUAGCCAAACACAAAAAUGAAAAUGGAUUAACUCUUAUAUUUACUGAAACAAAACGCAUGGCUGAUAUCGUUUGUGAGUUCUUGAAUGAGAAUGGAUUGUCAUCUACAGCUAUCCAUGGUGAUCGUAUUCAGAGUGAACGUGAGGCAGCCCUAGCGUCUUUUCGAAAGGGUAUCACACCUAUCAUGGUCGCUACUGCAGUUGCUGCUCGUGGCUUAGAUAUUCCUAAUGUAACACAUGUCAUCUCCUUUGAUCUUCCAAGUGACAUUGAUGAUUAUGUGCACCGUAUUGGACGUACAGGACGUGCAGGUAAUACAGGAUUAGCGACGACAUUUUUCACGAAUGAAAAUCGAUUCCUUUCAAGUAGUCUUGUCAAGUUGUUAAAGGAUGCUAAUCAAAAAGUGCCUGAUUGGUUGAUUCAUAUGAGUGAAAGUCCUACUAUCCGUUCUGCUUCUAUUCCGAUUUCUUCUAACUUUGAUAGAAGCAAGAAUAGAGGUAGCAGACGCUAUAAUAAAUGGUGAUCACUUUUAUUUAUUGCUACAUCAUGUUUAUUUUACUCUAGUUGUAUGUGUGUAUGUAUGUAUUCUUUGUAUGUAUACAGUUAUUAUAAUCUUAUUUAAUAAAUAGC